GGAACCAUCGAGGGAGGCCGAAAGGAAGGAAGGAGCGGGGGAAAGAGGUGCUCCUUAGAGACCACAAAGAGCCACAGCUGCUGGAGGUGGACUGGCAGGCAGAGGCAGGGUGUUAGCGCUCAGGCAAAGUUGGGCGCGCGUUUGCGGGAACUCUGAACGGGAGGAGCGGCGGAGCAGCUGCGGUUGUAGAGGCAGUGGCGACCCCUGAGCGGGUCCCAGAGAGCCAGGGCAGGGGCCCUGAGAUGAAGAUGAGCGCGCCCUGGACCCGCUUCUAUUCCAACAGCUGCUGCCUAUGUUGCCAUGUCCGCACCGGCACCAUCCUGCUGGGCAUCUGGUACUUGAUCAUCAAUGCUGUGGUACUUCUGAUCCUACUGAGCGCCAUGGCAGACCCAGAUCAGUAUCACUUAUCCAGUUCUGAACUAGGGGGUGAUUUUGAUUUCAUGGAUGAUGCCAAUAUGUGCAUCGCAACCGCAAUCUCCAUUCUCAUGAUCUUGAUCUGUGCGAUGGCAACCUAUGGCGCAUACAAGCAACAUGCUGCCUGGAUCAUUCCAUUCUUCUGCUACCAGAUUUUUGAUUUUGCCCUCAACUCGCUGGUGGCGAUCAGUGUGCUUGCUUAUCCAAAUUCGAUCCAGGAAUAUAUACGACAGCUGCCUCCUCAUUUUCCAUACAAGGAAGAUAUCAUGUCAGUGAAUCCUACCUGUCUAGUCCUUAUUAUUCUUCUCUUUAUCAGCAUUGUCUUGGCUUUUAAGGGUUACCUGAUUAGCUGUGUCUGGAACUGUUACCGAUACAUCAAUGGCCGAAACUCCUCUGAUAUUCUGGUUUACAUAACCACCAAUGAUACUACGGUGCUGUUACCACCCUACGAUGACACCACUACAGCCUCCACAGCAACUGCAAUGGGUGUAGGGGCAGGGGCAGAGGCAGGUGUGGGUGCCGGUUCGAGUGGGGGUAUGGUUGCAAGUAAAGAGCCCCCCCCCACCUUACGUAUCUGCCUGAGCCAAAAGGUGGCAUGGCCCUGGGAACGACAGCUUUCCUCAGAUGUGUGAGCAAUAGUUCAUUCCUUCGGAGAUGUGCCCUCUGAGAUUGCCUGUCUGUCUGUCUGUUGCCCACCUCUUACAAUUGUCAGACUCUGAUAUCAUGUUAAAAAUUUAUUGCCCACAAUUUUUAAAAUGUGCUUCAGUUGUGUCAUCUACGUGAUAGGCUGCAGAAUUUUCGCAUUUGUGCUAAGCCAAUAGUAGCUUCAUUUAUAAGACUUUUACAUUCAACAUUUUGGAAACUGCGCCUUGAGUCUGAGAGCAGUUUCAUUUGAUACCCAUGGAAGUCCCUAAAUCAGGUAGAGGUGAGGGACAAGCUCCAUCUUUGUGCCCUCUAACUUUUGAAAAUAUACAGAAUAAAAUUAGAGGAAGGCAAGGGUUUUCAUGUCCCUUUCAAUUCUGUUGUUCAGGAUGAGUUUGGUAGGGCUGAUGCUUGCUAAAGCAUCUCGCUGAUUUGGGGAAUGGGAUAGCCAUUUCAACUUUCAUAGGCAUUCACUGGACAAUCCUCCGUAUGACUUAGAAAUCAACAGCAGAUUUGAAUCCAUGCUCCCAUAAUGUCCCCUGCCUCCUGGGCAAUGGUCACUCUUGUCUUUUAAACUCACUCAAUCUAUAAUUCCAUACAUAGAAAUGCUCUGCAGAAAAAUGCUCCCCAGAACAAUGAGAUGCUGUAGAUAGUUCUUUGGCUCAUAGUCUAAUCCAAGCUGUGCACUCAAAAGGGGACUGGAGCUGACCAGUCACCUAUCAUUGGCCCAUCAACCCUCUAAGCACUUGAAAUAUGUUUCUCCACUCAUAGUUCCCUUCUCAAAUUGAACCUCCACAAAGGUUACAUAUUUAAGAUGCUAAAUCAAGGGUGAUACUUUUGCCUCAUGUUUAGAAUUCCAAGUCACCCUCUUGAUUCUUGGUCCUCUCCCUCAAGAGAUCCAUGGGUGGGCCUAAAACAUAUACAAUAGAACUGGCAGGUUUUGCAUAUAGUGAGCUUGUAAAUUUUCCACAUUACCUAGGGAAGAAGACAGAGUGUUCUCUCAGGCUGUUUUCUCACCUAUAAAAUGACAGAGAAUGUUAAGCUACAUGUUAAUAUUGCUUUAGCUCUUGUCUAUAUGAUUCUGAUUUCCCAGACUGUAGCAUCUACUGUUUCAGCUUUGAGCACCACUGUUUUCUGUCUUCCCCAAAACUAAGUCCCCCACUCAAGCAGUAGGUUUCACUUGUUAUAUUACUCUUGGACAGGCCUAGCAGAGGCCUGCUAGGCCUAUUCUGCUCCCUGCUCCCACUGCCUCUUCCACCUCAUUCCAUGACCUCCUAUAACAUACCCUUGACUCUGUCCAUUUGACUUCAUGGCUCUGCCCUCUUCUGGAGCAUUUCCAAACAGCCUCAUUCAUUCUACCAUUUCUGAUGGGCACCUCCUGCUCUGUGGAUAGAAAAGCAGGAACCCCCUGGGUAAAGUAGAAUGGGCCAGGUAGGCAGGAGGGUGGGAAAGAACAGGGCCAGGGAGAUGAUGAGAGUACAUACCUGUGUAAGUGAGGAGGGCGUGGGCAGGGUAAGGGUCAAUGCCAUCUAAGUCCUAUGUAGACAGGUCAGUGGUAUAUCUAGAGCAUGGGUGUAUGAUUUGCUUGAGGCUUAACAAGUUUGGUUGGAAUGGUUUAUAUUUAGCAAGUGCUGUGGUUUUAUAAAACCAUUUGCAAAUUUUUUUUGGUGUUAAGGGGAGCUUAGUGGGGGAGAAGAGCCAUAAUCUUAUUCAAGAGCGAGGCUCCUGGAAAAGAUUUCAAAAAGUCCUUGAUGAAGGGAAAUAAGUUUAGUAAACGUGAUGGAGGGAAAGCUUUUUGGGCAGAAGAGGCAUGUGGGGAAUAGAAGCUGCCCAUCUUGGGGGAAAAAAAAACCCAACAGUGAGAAGGUUAGUAUAGACAGAUCAGAGAUUCGAUCAGUUGAACUGAGUCAGUUGAGAGAGUCAAAGAUGACUGUCCAUGGAAGCUGAAGACAAUAGGAACUUUUUCCUGGAGUUGGGGAAGGAGGUGGAGGUGAGGAAGAGUAUCUGGAGAGUAAGAUGAGGCAGAUAGAGGAGCAGGUCAUCCAGGAAAUAUUUGGUGGGUUGCAGGUCAACAGCUUGCUCUCAAAAGAUUGGAAACGACCCUGGAGGUAUAAGCCAGUCCCUAACUCUUUCUGCCAAUUCCAACCAAGGUUAGAUCCUGUUGCUUGAUCUCACCAAAACUUGUCCAGGCCCAUACAGGGAGGCUGCCUAGUCCGGUCUCUGAGGCACAUAGAUAGACAUCAAUAUGUAUACCUUCAAAUUUACGCAGCAAGAUUUUCUUUCCCUCUCUCUGUCCAAGCAAGCAUUACCUUUCUGCUUUCUGGGAUACUUGGCAAUCCUCUGAAAUGUAAAGCAAACCCCAGAUUCCUCUGAAGAGGGAUACACACUACUUUUCUUACUGAGUAUUACCUUCCUAGAUAGCUGAAGAACUUUGGUGCAUUCAUUUGUUUGAAAGUCAGCAACCACACUAUUUGUUCAUUGCUAAAUAUGCUCUGUGUGAAGGCUUCCUGCAAUUAAAGUGAUAGGUCCUCAUGUCUAAGAAAAUAGCCUUUGGAACCUCUGGGCAUGCUGCCCCAUGGACAACCCCCUCCCUGAUUUUGUCAUGCAAAUGCCACACAAUUUCCAUGUGAGUAAGAAAUAAAUGUCAUGUUUGUUCCUUG
This is a messenger RNA of Vombatus ursinus (common wombat), 3716 nucleotides long. It is a transcript of the gene LAPTM4B, whose product is annotated as lysosomal protein transmembrane 4 beta. The coding region runs from base 243 to 1046 and encodes 267 amino acids. NCBI's taxonomy places the organism in Eukaryota, Metazoa, Chordata, Mammalia, Diprotodontia, Vombatidae. The transcript has 7 exons. Gene Ontology annotation, cellular component: lysosomal membrane. The record is from RefSeq and is a predicted model, not a curated record.